CGCGCGCGCCUCCAAUGCCACGGCCGGAUCGUGCACUGUUAUGGAGGGGCGUCCGCAUUCCUAGGUCGCGUAUAAGGCACCCUGCGGCACCCAGCUGGGAGUCACUCGUCGCUGAUCCUCCGGUGCAGCUUGAGCAGCAGCAUCUCUCGGGACCAUGGGAGCGAAUUACCAGCGGCAGUGCCUGCUCCUGCUACUGUCCUGUGCUGCGUGCUCCGCGACUUUCUUUGGAGGCGGUGGCAAAGGUGGUGGAGGACGUGGUGGAGGAGGUGGUGGAACUGCCACUUUUUACAUCAAUGGUCCAGGACCCGCUAUGGGCGGCAUGACGGGAAUGGGGGGAAUGGGAGGAAUGGGAGGAAUGGGGGGAAUGGGGGGAAUGUUCGACGUCAUUGACGUGGUUGAGACAAUCGGCACCACGGACGUCGACGGCAAUGUGCUCGUCCAAGGCGGCGAGGACUUCGGAGUAGUGAACGUGGGCGGCGGCGAGGAGGGCAGAGUGGUGAACGUGGAACCCGGGUCGCCGCCGAAGGUCGCCAAGGUAGAGCCUCCCCCAGCGGCCGCGCCACCACCACUUUUGGUCGAAGAGCCUCCGCCGCCACCGAGCUACGGGUCUCCGCGAAGGCCGCCUUCUCGGCCAACCGUUGCCGCGCCACCACCUCCCCCGGUCGAAGAGCCUCCGCCGCCGCCGAGCUACGGGUCUCCGCGAAGGCCGCCUUCUCCACCAACCGGAGGAUACGGAGGCGGCCCCGCAGCGGCCGCUUUCGACGACGAUGGCGGCGACUACGCCGAACCAGCGGCGGAAACUCCGGACAUCGGCGACGACUUCGACUCUCCAGGAGACAUCUACGGCAGGUCGCCUGUCGUCAUCCGAACGGACGACGCCGAGUACGAAGAGACGCCCCCUGGCUCGAGAGCCGUAGGGUACGCGCGCCUGGUGUCGGCGGGAAGAAAAAACACCCGAGGAUACCGCCCGCAGCCCAAAGCCAAGUCUUCCGCUCGCGCUGCCGCUCGCUACACCAGUGCCCGUGUCACCAAGAAGCCACGGUUCACCAUCAAGCGCUUCCCUAUCGAGAAGUUGAGUGCCGCGUUGCAGGCCGAGGAUCCGCUGGAACUGAUCAGGACUCUGGAAGGCAAGCAGCAGCAGCGGCCGCAGCAAGAACAACGCAGUCAGCGGCUGAGAGGAGUUUACGCGAGCCGCGACCCGUCCAAGUCAAAGUGGAAGACGGUAGGCGUGUUCCCGGCGUCGAAGCCGCGGCAGAGUUCCAGAGGAGUGGCCACCAACUCGGGUAAGUGGCCCGCAAACGUGGAGCACCGAGGCCGGAACUACCGUGGCAUGAAGCCCGUGGUUCUACACUUGUCUAUGAAGGGCAAGCAGUCUGGAGGUACUACGAAGCGCCCCAAGUGGAUAAGGUCUAUCAUGUUGAUCCCGUCCUCUGUCGACAUGAAGGGCGACCGAGCCACGGAAAGCAGGAGACGGCACAGACUCUACGUAGAGGAGUGAAAUUGUGCGCGUCGGUCAUUCGCUGAAGUACGACGCCUGUUGUGAUCGCCGUGUGCUGACUUUGAGGUAACCGAGACUCUGUCCGUCAAUCGCCGUGCUGUUGCUGCAUCUCGACGAAUGUUUGGUGGUUCUACCAGCCACACUGUCAAGCGCCUCGGACGUUUGGUGGUGUGAUGUUUGUACAUAACGACAUUCAUUUUGGAAGUUUUCGAGCCGAUGCGCAACUGGAACAUGGUGCCCACGCUUGAGAACAUCGGCAGCUUUCGUUUCAUUUUUCCAUGUUGAUGGCAAAUAAAUGAUU
Molecule: messenger RNA, 1799 nt
Organism: Dermacentor silvarum
Lineage: Eukaryota; Metazoa; Arthropoda; Arachnida; Ixodida; Ixodidae
Product: protein enabled homolog
Exons: 2
Coding region: 155-1498 (447 amino acids)
Source: RefSeq, a predicted model, not a curated record